AUGUCAUUUUGGGAUAACAAUAAAGAUAAGUUCAAGUCAGCAGGUAAAUCAAUUGGCCAUGGUGCAAAAUCAAUUGGAAAAGCAGGUGUAAACACAUACAAAAAACAUGAUGCUAAACGUAAAGGUGUAGAAUACGUUGAUCCAUCAACUCAACAACAAUCUCAACCAGUAGACAAUACACCACAACCAAUGCAACCACUACAACCACCUAGUCAGAUGCAGUUGCCCCCAAGUGAUCAGUUACGCUCUUUACCUCCACCACCAAAGAGAAAUGUCCCCGCACUUAAAGUAGGAGAAGCUUUGCAGUACGUUGCCCCUUCUGGUGCCGUGCCACAAUAUCAACAACAACAACAACAACAACAACAACAACAACAACAACAACAACAACAAUUUCAGCAACAACAACAACAACCUACUCCACCAGCUUAUGAUGGUACCCAACAACAACAACAACAACUCCAACAACCGGGAUAUGAACAACCUCAACCAGGCUAUGGACAACCUCAACAGCCUACGUAUCAGCAGCCGCAACAACCUGCAUAUCAGCAACUUCAACAGCCUACGUAUCAGCAGCCUCAACAACCUGCAUAUCAGCAACCUCAACAGGCUUAUCAACAACCUGAACAACCUCAACAGCCAGUAUAUCAGCCACCUCAGCAACCUCAACAGCCAGUAUAUCAGCCACCUCAGCAACCUCAACAGCCAGUAUAUCAGCCACCUCAGCAACCUCAACAGCCAGUAUAUCAGCCACCUCAGCAACCUCAACAGCCAGUAUAUCAGCCACCUCAGCAACCUCAACAGCCAGCAUAUCAACUGCCACUGCCUGGGUUUCAACAACAACAAGCGCAACCAAACUAUCAAAGACCAUCCCCACCAGUCCCAGCUGUUGGUAUGCAAGAACCAGCAGCACAACCCCAACCACCACAAUCAUUUCAAGAUCGAUUUUCUCAACAGUUGGCUAAUUCAGUGGCACAGCAAGCAACUCAACAAAUCGGUCUGCAAAUCAGUCAGAAAUAUAAUCAAAUCGCCCACCCAAAUCAACAACAACAACCAGUACAACAACCUCAACCAGCUAUUCAACAGCAACAACCUGGAGUAGAAGGACAGCCACAGUCGUUUCAACUGCAAUUUAGUCAGAAAUUGGCGGAUUCAGUGGCAAAGCAGGCAACUCAACAGAUUGGUCUGCAGAUCAGUCAGAAGUAUAUUCUGGUUGUGCAUCCUAAUCAACCACCAGUGGAUCAACAGCAGCAACAGCAGGUACAGCAGGUACAGCAACCAGUGCAACAGCAAUAUGGACAGCCAGCCCAGCAACUGCAACAAUACGGACAGCCUCAACAACAGCAAUAUGGACAACCGGUUCAACAACCUCAACCAGUACAAUAUGGACAAACGGUUCAACAACCUCAACCACAACAACCAGUACAAUAUGGACAGCCGGUUCAACAACCACAACAAAAUGGGCAACCAGUUCAACAGCAAUAUGGACAAACACCAGUACAAACUGCUGCUCCGCUUCCUCAAAGAUCAGUUCCACCUGUUCCUCCAGUCCGUAAUCCUAGUGGCCAAUUACCAGCUCAAGUCCAGCCUACACCUCCUGCAGUUAGUUAUGAUAAUCCGUACCAUACUCCACCUGUCAGUCAACCAGUUCAACCAGUAGCGCAAUAUGAACAAGCAGUAGAGCCACAACAACCAGUAUUUCAAGAACCUCACCAUAUACCAAAACCAGCACCGGAUCCAACUCAAUUUAUCCCACCACCAGUUCGUAGAGAUAGGGAUGCAAGUUCCAAACCACCAACUUUAAGUAGAACUGAUACUACUACAACUACUUCACUGCAAUCAGUUUCACCAAAUCCGGCAGUUCGAGUAGCAGCAGCACGACCUCCUCAACCGGCCAGAUCAAGUGCUCCAACAGUUGAUUCGAUCAAAUUUGCCCCACCUCCAAGCAUAUAUCGUGGUCCUAAUGAUGCCCCAGGAGGACAUCCACGUCCAGAUAAGACUGUAUCCCCAGCAGUGGCAGUAUUAUCUGACAGACAUGAAUCAGUUUCUCCACCUGUGGUGAAGGCUAAACCACCAAAGCCAAAGAAAUUACAAGUUGAAAAUACUAGUCAUUCGCCAAGUCCAGUCGCAGCUGCAAAUAUGGGGUUGAAUUUAAAUGCGUUCCCUCCAGCACCACCAAGAUAUUCAGCCACUCCUGAAAAGGAAGAAGAAAAGGUUGAAGUUUCACAUAAGAAAGCACCGCCUCCUAAGCCGAUGAAGAAGGUGACUACUGGUGAUACCAAACCGACCAAGCCAAUGAAGAAACCAAGUAUUGUUGCUACGACUCAGCAGAGCGAUGUUUCUGAUGAGUUGAAUAAUAUUCUUAGUAGAAGGAAAGUCAAACUGGAAUCGCCACAAGAAGUGUCCAGUCCCGAAGUUAAGCCAAAACCUACAGUUCCGGCUUAUCAUCAUACUGUUCCAAAACCACCUCCUGCGAGAGCUAUCAGUCCUGCAAUUUCAAAGUCGCCAUCGCCGCCUCCACCACCUCCGAGGAGUUAUACCCGUGCUGCUGUCGCGGUCCCACCUCCACCACAACCACAACCAAUACAACCUACUGGUCCACCACAGCUUGAUUUAGAACUUCAUACAGCAUGGUAUGCCAACACAUCCGGUUCGUUAGAAUUACCAAAGUCCCUCCGAGGACUCAAUUACAACACCAGUUAUUCGAUGCGAGGAACUUCUCAUUCAAGAACCGUCACCGCCAGACUCAAAGACCUUUCAAUCAUCUCAUAUACAUUCACAUGGAACACUAAUGAUAUAGUUAACGUCCAAACCUCCAUAUCCAAAUAUGUUCCAUCUCCAAUCACAAGUCGAAUCCCAACUCAGGAAGAACUUAUUGAGAAUAAUAAUCGAUUUGAUGAAUAUGUCGCCUCUUGGGCCCAACAUAAUUAUGGACAAACCGUUGGCAGAGGGGAAUGUUGGGAUCUUGCCAAAGAGGCCUUGGAAAAGGGAUGUGGGAAGCAUGCUUUCGUGCUGAGCUAUACACAUCACGGAUAUCCUAUCUUGCAGCUCAAAAAUAAUGGAAAUGGCAUUGAGAAUAUAGAUGGAAGAGGACAGUUGGAUGAAGUGAGAAGAGGUGAUAUUAUUCAGUUUAAGUCUUGUCUGUUUUAUAAUCCCGCUUUGAGGAGGACUCAGACUGUAGGUGCGCCUGAUCAUACUAGUGUGGUUGUGGGCAGAGAUGGGGAGAAGGUCUUGGUGUUGGAACAGAAUGUAAAUGGGGUUAGGAAGGUUAUGGAUGGGGAGUAUGUUUUGGGUGAUUUGACGGGGGGUGAGGUUGUGGUGUAUAGAGUCAUGCCUGCUGAAUGGGCUGGUGAGUUAUAG
Messenger RNA from Hemisphaericaspora subhashii, 3357 nucleotides. It is a transcript of the gene MUC1, whose product is annotated as Muc1p. Bases 1 to 3357 code for a protein of 1118 amino acids. The transcript has a single exon. The record is from RefSeq and is a predicted model, not a curated record. Lineage: Eukaryota; Fungi; Ascomycota; Pichiomycetes; Serinales; Debaryomycetaceae.